Manis javanica (Malayan pangolin) is the source of this 1824-nucleotide messenger RNA. RefSeq names its product chromosome 6 C7orf57 homolog (gene C6H7orf57). The record is from RefSeq and is a predicted model, not a curated record. Lineage: Eukaryota; Metazoa; Chordata; Mammalia; Pholidota; Manidae.
UCCGCCAGCGCUGGGAGCGUGGGAUUCGUCCCGCGGUGGGUACACACGCACCUCAAGCGGUGCGAGCUGCGCCCACGGAGACCCUCAGCUAGCGACCCUGCUGCAUACCUGCGUGCAUGUGCUCCUGCUGUAUCCCGGGUAUGGACGUUCCCCUGCUGCAUACCAGAAUGCAUGUGCCCCUGCUGUGUACCCGCGUGGACGUUCACGCCCUUCCUGAAUGGUGAGACAGACGCCUGCAUAACCUGUCAGGUGGAGCGGACAAACCUGGGGCGCAGACGUGGCCUCUGCAGCUCAGGCUCGGGCGGCGGCUCCUGGCUUUUUCGUAAACACCCGGCCCAGCGUGUCCCACCAUGAGCAGGACAAGCAAGGAGCUGCACGGCGCCCCAAAUCGCUACGCACCCUGCGACUGGUAUUACCACCUUCCCGUGAAGCGGUCUGAGAAGGCUGUGGAGGCUCCGCCAGCAUCCCAGAUCCCAGGUCUCAGCCAGCGGACAGAGCCACCCAAUGGGCACGGGCCCGGGAUGCGGAGGUACUGGAUAAAAGAAACAGACUCGGAGUACGUGAAGCUCGCCAAGCAAGGUGGCCGGCCUGAUCUGUUGAUGCACUUUGCCCCUGGGACCAGGAAAGGCUCCCCGGUUGCCUACUCCUUGCCAGACUGGUACGUCCACCACAGCAAGCCGCAGACUACCAACCAGAGACAAGCCCCUGCCAUCGCCCUGCCUGAGUACAUGGUUUAUGAAGAGUUUAACCCUGGUCAGGCCAACGGGAGCUACGAGUCCAGAAGAGGGCCCUUCGACUUUGAUGUGAAGACCGUCUGGCAGAGGGAGGCCGAGGAACAGGAAAAGGAGGAAAAAAAGGUACGGCUCCCAGCCAUCAACUCCAAGUGUCCGAGCAAAGCAGGGACCCUGCUUGGCCCCAAGGACUCUGCAGGAGGCAGACUCUCCUUUCCUCCCAUGCCUGGUCAAAAAACCAGUUCACCCACAAACUUUUCCAAACUUAUUAGCAAUGGUUAUAAGGAUGAGUGGUUACAGCAGCGAGCUGAUUCAGACAAGAGGACCCAGCAGACAUCCAGAGCGUCCGUGUCAUCUGAGUCCUCGCAGGACUCUGCAGGGCCCCAGGAUGCAGAGCCGGAGGGGCCUGAAGGUUCCCCUGAAGCACAAGGAUCUUCUCCAAGUCCAGCGGCAUCUCUGCCUGCACCAACUCCAGUGGAGCCCAAAUAAAGCCUGGCACCGAGGAUCACUUUCUGAUGGCUGAAUCUGAUCUGGCUAUGCUACAGCUGUACUUACAAGGCUCCUGUUAAAUUUGUAAAUAUAGAAUAUUAGGAACUAACUUAUCUGAGAGCAGCUAUGUUAUCACUGUUGCAUGAUGUUGGGCUCUGCUUGUAUUUCUCUGGGCUGUACAGUGUAUGGCCUUUGGGAUGCUGUGCCUUGCUGGCCUGGGGUGUCCCAGUGGCCUGGAACCAACCGCUUCCUCCCUAUUGUUACUACUGUCACCUGACAAUACCUCCUACUGUGUGAGAUUGUUAUAGAACCUGAUUGUUUAGACUCUGAAACAGAAGAAACACACAGUUUUACUAUUAUUUGAUUCUGUAAUCUUUGUAGAGGUAACUUUACUGUGACAAAAAUAAAUUUAAUUCCAAAUACGGUGAUAUAGUUUAUAUUAAGAAAAAGAUUAUUGCGCAUUGAAGUUUUAAACAUGUAACAUGAAGAUAUUGUAUCAUUGCUGGUUUUACAAUUUUGCUACUAUUUUGUGCAUAAACCAUAAUCCAUAAUAUUAAACAUUUAUGAUUUUCUAUCCUCUCAGUAAAGAUAUGCUUAAUUUUAA